This is a messenger RNA of Phanerochaete carnosa HHB-10118-sp, 1086 nucleotides long. RefSeq lists its product as uncharacterized. NCBI's taxonomy places the organism in Eukaryota, Fungi, Basidiomycota, Agaricomycetes, Polyporales, Phanerochaetaceae. The record is from RefSeq and is a predicted model, not a curated record. The coding region runs from base 1 to 795 and encodes 264 amino acids. The transcript is spliced from 10 exons.
AUGUAUAAUCUACAACAAUACUUCUUACAGGUCUGCCCACAGUCUGAGAUCCUGAGCUGGAUAUUCAGCCUUAUUGGAUACCUCCAGAUAGCACUCUUUUCCGCCCUGCGCGUGUUCGCAAUCUGGAAUAGGAGCUAUGUCUGGUCGCUGAUGGUGUUCACACUGAGCAUGGUGCCAUUUGCGACAAAUCUAUAUGCCGCGGUGGAGGCGGAGUACACAUCUAUUCAAGUCUUGGACCGGCUCAUUGGAGUGACAUGCAUUCAAGAGCCCCUGUUCUCCGCGCAAACACAUCGCAUAGGUACGCUCCGCGUCACAUCCACCACACGCGGCUUACUCGUCCUCGCCGACACUAUCGUGCUCGUCUUGACCUGGAUUAAAACAUUCAGACACUGGAAGAAUGCUCGCCACCUCAAGAUGAGGUCAUCAGUGACGACGUGUUUGCUGCGCGGUGGAACUCUGUAUUUCAUAGCUCUGCUAGCGAUAAAUAUAGCCCAGCUACUGACCUAUGGCUCCUCCGGGGCCCCAUCAUUUCUAAACAUGUUUAUUACGACUCUGCCCCCGGUGCUCAUUGGCCGCUUCAUGAUCAAUCUUCGGACGGCUGGCUCGGAAACGGGGCCGGACUACUCUGUAAGCGAAGGACAGUCGGCGCUACAGUUCAGAAAGCCAACAAUUCAACUGGGCAAUAUUGGAGAGACGCUGCAGGGUGCCUGGAGCGACGAAUCCUGUGACGAAGAGAAUGACCUCGCUGAAGUGGAUGAGGGGGAACGUCGUGAAACUACCAGUGCUGAAGUAUGAACCGUCGCCGAAGAUCUCUGGGGCACACACUAGUGUUUUAAGCGGACAGCGGGGUCUGUAACUUAUGCGAGCAGGAAAUUCGAAGGCUACGAUAUCGACUAAUCCCGAGUGCAGGCUUUGAGCGCUUGAGCCUUGGCCUGUAUAUCACUCAUACCGUUGAUGGUACAACGCUUAGCUUAGGAAAUACAACUCGACCAUGUACGGGAGGCUCUUAGGCCAUUCAAGUACUGUUGGUACGCACACUGUACUUGUUCGUAACAUUGUUUGUGUUUUCUGUAUUCAUGGAGUCUG